This is a messenger RNA of Xenia sp. Carnegie-2017, 4249 nucleotides long. Its product is annotated as CLIP-associating protein 1-like. Gene Ontology annotation, molecular function: microtubule binding. Gene Ontology annotation, biological process: mitotic spindle assembly. NCBI's taxonomy places the organism in Eukaryota, Metazoa, Cnidaria, Anthozoa, Malacalcyonacea, Xeniidae. The transcript has 31 exons. Gene Ontology annotation, cellular component: cytoplasmic microtubule; spindle microtubule; mitotic spindle. Bases 238 to 3405 code for a protein of 1055 amino acids. The record is from RefSeq and is a predicted model, not a curated record.
UCGAGACUCGAGAGCCGAGAGGUAAGAAGACAGAAAAUGGCGGCUAUGCGAGAAACAAUGUGUUAUUUUACAUAAUAUUUCAUCUUCACCCUAUCUUGUAAGAAAUUGUGCCAUGCAACACAACGAGAAAGGAGGCUAAUUUCUUAGCGUUACUUAAAUUUUAAAGAUUUGGUUUUAUCGCUUAUUCGAGGAUUGGGUUAAUUUCAACGAUACAACUCUGAUCUUGCCUUGUCGAAAAUGGACGACUAUCCAGAACUAAAUAGUCUAUUGUCAAUGGUACAACAAAACGAUACACACAAGAAAAUGAUGGCCAGCGAAGAGUUGAAGAAGUAUCUGAGUAAUCCUCUAAGUCCGCUUACUGCUGAUGCGAUCGAUUGCCUUGUCGACAACUUUAAAAUAUGGAUAAACAGUGGAAAUUAUAAGAUCAGUGCUAGUGGUUUGGAAUUAUUUACAAUUCUUAUUAGAAGAGGUGGAAAAUCUGUAAAAUUGAAUUUGAAUAAAGUUGUCCCUAUAAUCAUUGAUCGCCUUGGUGAUAGCAAAGCAGUGGUUCGAGAAAAUUCGCGAUCAUUCCUUCAGGAACUAAUGCACUCAUUCACCCCUCAGGUUGUGUUAGAUUUGUUGAUACCAGCAUUUUCUCAUAAAGGCUUUAAAGUUCGUGAAGAAGUUAUGACAUGUUUCAUGGAUUCAAUCAAUGUAUUUGGUGUAACCAAUUUGUCUAUAUCAAAGUUCACCCCUCAUAUAUGCAAAUUAUUGGGUGAUGCCAACAGUCAGGUGCGGGAUAAUGCCAUUCGUACUCUUGUUGAAAUAUAUCGACAUGUUGGUGAAAAAGUUCGCAUUGAUUUAAGUAAAAGAGGAAUUCCACCUACAAGACUUUCAUUGAUCAACUCAAAAUUUGAUGAAGUGUUAAAGUCUGGUACUAUGAUUGCUUCGGCUACGGACGGUCCACCAAAAGCGAAUGGGGAUGUACAAGAACCCGUCAAGAGGCGAGAAGCAAGUGUUAAACUGAAGAAAUCAAAUUUGCGAAAUGAAGCAAAAAGCGAAGGAUCCUCAACAUCAGGACUUGCUGCGGGUGCUGUCGAUGAAAAUGAUUUUCUUCGAGCAUACACGGAUACUCCAACUGUCCAGAUUGGUUCGGCCAGAGAGUUGAGUGAUGCGUUAACAAAGAUUUCCAACGCGUUAUCAAGUCCAUCAGAUGACUGGGAGGAACAUGUUGCAGCAUUAAAAAGAGUCCGUAGUUUGGUGGACGGAGGUUCGCUUGAUUUUGACUUUAUGACACAAUUGAAGCCUUUGGAAGGUGCUUUUAAUGCAGCUGUCAAAUCAUUGAGAUCUGCUGUGGCUAGAGAGGCAUGUGUGACAUUGAGCUAUCUUGCUACAAAACUUGGCAAUAAAUUUGGUCCAGUCGUAGACUGUAUUCUUCCAACGGUAAUUGACCUAAACGCGAACACUGCGACUAAGGUAAUGGCUUCGUCUGGGGAUACAUGUGCAAAGAUAAUCAUUAAGAACACCCAUUAUCCCAGACUUAUUCUUCACAUUACUACUCGAAUGGCGUCAAGAUCAACACCUGUCCGAAUUCGUUGCGCAGAUUAUGUUGUGCUACUUUUGGAAUAUUGGGAACUGCAUUAUCUAAAAUCACAUGUUGAUGAAUUAGAGAAGGUUGUUCGAAAUGGCUUAAGUGACGCAAGUUCUGAUGUCCGUGCAAUUAUAAGAAAGGCGUUUUGGCAAUUUUCGAAAUUAUUUAAAGACAAGGCAGACAAAAUGUUCAAUGACUUAGACAGAAGCAAACAAAAACUACUUGAAGUUGACAAAAAGUCUUCUGAUAUUGAUCAUACAGUUGAAAAAUCGACGAGUUCUUCUCGCGGGUCAAUAAGAACUCGACCGACCAGUGCGACUUCAAGAGUAACGAGGACUGAUGUAGUCACUAAUAAUAAACCGACAAGAUUAAAUUCAAGAGAGGCCUCACCAGGACGUCGAGCGUUACCUGGUAAGAAAAAUAACUCUUCAACUCCCAGUCGAAUGGUUGCUAGAUCAGUCAGUAGUGUCGAUGCUCGUGCAGCUGAACGAGCGCGCAUGCGUCGUAGAUCAAGAACAGAAGAUGCAGUUAAACCGUCAAACUAUGCACCAAGUGAUGUUAGACCUAGACCAUCACGGUCUUCAUCGAAAGUCGUUCAUCGAGGAUACAUGUCACAACCUGCUAGUCGCUCUACUUCACCUUCACGCCUCCAUUUUAUGUUUUCACCGAAAGAAAGAUCAAACGUAUAUUCUACUAUGGCAAGUCCUUUAAGAUCAAAAAUACCGACACCAAAUUCCCGUUCUGCAUCACGAUGCAACUCACGUGCCAGUAGUCGUGAUCCUAGCCCUACACGUGAUCGUGGUUUACGUAGUUUCAGUAGCAGUAGCUUACAUGGAAGGAAACCAUCUCAUGUGAGGAGACUGGAUGCGAAGGAUUUUACCGAAGCUGCUGUUUGGGAUGCUUUGUCGAAAAGUCCACGACCGCGAAAUUACUCGUUUAAUUCAACAUGUUCUGAAGAACAAGAUGAAGGCAGUGAUACAUCUAGUGUACACUCAGAUAGAUCAUCUUCUGUUAUGACAACUCUGGAGACCGCCAAAAAACUUAUCCUUAAUCACUUGAAGAAAGUUGACAAUGAUCCUAGGGCGUACAUUUCAAAGUCCGAUGUAUCAAACGCAAAACCGCCAUCCUCUCCUGGUCGCCUUGGUUACCGUAGUAUUCCUCUCGCAGCGCCAAGACAUUCGAGCAAUGGCGAUGAUCCGGUUGCAUCUGUAGAUGUUGUUUCCAAUGCACUUUCCCCGUUACAACGAGAGGAUAGUGCAACAUCUCUACGCUCGAAUGAAAGCUCUGAAUCCUUAGAAGGAAAGAAAGCAUGUGGAAACCCCCCGGAAAAUUCACCGAGUAUUACGUCAUCUGGUUAUCAUAGUGAUGAGAUUCAUACAAAUGAUACAGUAAUUAAUAACAGCUCACGUCAUGUGUUACAUUCAGAACCGAAAUUACCCACAAGUCCCUCCUUCUCUGUCUCUAAAAAUACUGAGUACGAUGCUUCUCGCUAUCAAGAUGAAACAUCUCGUGUUUCGACCGAUUCAAGUGUAAAUGGUGUUGAUACCGUACAAGAUAAUGUGACAGUAUCCCUAUCGAAUGAAUCGUCUGAUACAUUUAAUAAAGCUAUUCAUGAUGAUGUUGAAUCAAUUCGUCAGCUGUUGUUGAUCCUUCUCUCUGACACCAAUAUCGAUGUGAAACGGAAUGCCUUGACGGACCUUUUGAAAAUGGCUAGGGAAUCUUCACCAAGUUUGUGGGAGAGUCAGUUUAAGGACAUUUUAAUGUCUGUAAUCGAUAAAAUGAAGGAUCCAGAUUUAAGCUUCAAUCAGAGCUCUUGCAGUGCGAGUUAUCCGUGAUAUGGUCAAAGCUCAGCCUUAUAGCUUGAAUGAACUCAAUGGGCUUGUUAUAUCCGAAAUAUAACAUCUACACAAGGAUAACGAUAAAAACGUGAGUAUAGAUAAGAUAGCUACAUUUUAUUGAAAGUUACUGAAAUUUUGGUUUAAGGUUGCUUUUGUUGUCGACUGUUAAAUUGUCCAUAUCAUUUGUGGAGGGUUUUACGGAGUCUGAAAAUUUCCGUAAAAAUUCUCAGAUAUAUGUUGAUUUUGUUUAAUAGUUUUUGUUAUUAAAUCUUUUAAUAUCGACGUUAUGUUAAAGUACCGUCAUGGGAAUCAGAAGAGACUAAGAUAAAAUAUACGUUAGAUGUUUGUAGGUGUUAGUGCAUAAUUAGUGUAUGAUGGGUAAAGUGCGCUGAUAUAUAAAUUUUAAGAUACGACCUUUUGUCGAAAUUGUCAUUUAUACUGAGUUUAAUGCGAUGUUGGUUGUAUUCAUUUUAUAUACAUAUCAGUAUAGAUUUGCCGUUGUAGUGCUUUUUUAAAAUUUUACAACUGUCGACUGUUUUACUCCGUAGAAUUAGUCUUUAUUUUAUUGAAUUCAUUAGUGACUCUAUUGAAUCGUUAGUGACUCGAGUUGCUAAUUAACGGUUCCAUAGACUUGUAUAGUCCAUGUCAUUGUUUCGUUGUUGUUCUGUUUUAUCCUGCAUAAAUUUCAUACACUAUACAGAGAGUCUGUGACGUUAAUAUAACGUCAGAGUAACAAUUUACAUGUGUUAUGUUGACUCACAGUAACUACAUCAUUAUAUAUUAUAUUGAUUAUGUCAUAUAUUGUAAAUAGCAAUUAUGUCAUAUUAUAAAAUAAACAAAA